AUGACAGCAGACAAGCCAGUCUCAACGGCGGCCCCGGACAGGGCACCCAAGCCAGCUACCCCGGCCUCCAUCACGAGCUCGAGCUCAGGCUCCAGCUACCACUCGUACCACUCCCAACAAUGGCAGUGGACGAGCCACCCCUUCUGGCCCGUACAGUACGACUUUGCUGUGUCCCAGUACCACGCUGGGCCGGGGAGCAAGGACGCGAGCACAAAGCACGUCGCGUACAGCUACAACCGCACUGCGGCGCGACACGCCGGCGAGCGCGUGCGGAGUGCGUCAGUGUCGACCAUGGAGUCGACGACCUCCAACUCGAGCACCAUCGCCACCGCGUCCUCGUGCAGCGCGGGAAAGGUGGCCAAAGUCCACUUUCGCGAGUUUUACUGGAUGGACAAUGGCGUGCCGCAGGUCACAACCCGCGCCCAGCUGGUGGCUGCCUUUGACGCCCUUGUGACCCAGUUCGAGACGGCAUUCUACCUCCUCGACAGGCUGUACGCUGCGCUGGACGCCGUCGACACGGCGGCAUCGCACGCCGUCGCCUCGUCGCUCGAGGUUCACCCGGCGCGCACGCGCGUAAUGGAUACGAUCCGGGACGUAGCAAAGGCCAUUCCAGGUACACAGCUCGUUGCUGCACCUCGCCAUGCUAGCGGACAUGGAACGUGUCGGUCUCCUCCCUUGCUUUACGGCUUGGAAAACGGCAGUCGUGUCGGCAGAGUACAUUGCCAAGCCCAAAACGCCGUUGCCACCGACCACGCCCUCGAUACCCAUACCCACUGCCACGCUGACGCUCACGUCACCGUCCAUGUCCACGCUGUCGUCGACCUCGUCGUGUUGCAGCUCGGCGGCAUCCACACCCCCGAUGUGCCGGGAUCGCUCAGCGUCACCCGGUUCGCCGGCCAUGCCGCGCACACCGCCGACACCGCGGUCGCAGCCGCCAACUCACGAGGCCUCGAGUGCCAGCAGCAUAAGGACAAAGCCGAGGACGCCGCAACCCCCUGUCCCAUUCGAGAUGGAAUUCCCGUUCUGGGCUCCCCAAAAGCCAAAGCAGCCAAAGCAGCCAAAGCAGCCCAAGCUGCCCAAGCUGCCCAAGCUGCCCAAGCGCGACCCGGACACAUCGUCGCGCGCGGGCCUGGCGAGCUUUGCCAGCAUCACCAACCUCGCCGGCCGCGCGCGACUGUCCCGGUCGACACGGUCCGUCUCGGCUGA
Molecule: messenger RNA, 1206 nt
Organism: Apiotrichum porosum
Lineage: Eukaryota; Fungi; Basidiomycota; Tremellomycetes; Trichosporonales; Trichosporonaceae
Exons: 3
Coding region: 1-1206 (401 amino acids)
Source: RefSeq, a predicted model, not a curated record